This is a messenger RNA of Staurois parvus, 345 nucleotides long. Lineage: Eukaryota; Metazoa; Chordata; Amphibia; Anura; Ranidae. The record is from the annotation of a GenBank genome assembly.
AUGGCCUGGGUGAAACUGUUCCGCCGCCAGGCGGGGGGGAACCUGGGGAAGGUCUACCAGCCGGGCAGCGUCCUCUCCUUGGCUCCCACUAAGGGCCUGUUCAACGAGCCCGGCCAGAACAGCUGCUUCCUCAACAGUGCCGUGCAGGUUUUGUGGCAGCUGGAUAUAUUUCGACGCAGUUUACGUGGACUGACUGGACAUGUUUGUUUAGGAGAAGCCUGCAUAUUUUGUGCUUUAAAGUCAUUAUUUGCACAGUUCCAAACAAGUCGGGAAAAAGUACUCCCAUCAGAUGCUAUGAGGCUUGCCCUUGCGGAGAGCUUUAAAGAUGAACACCGGUUUCAGCUU